Messenger RNA from Nomascus leucogenys (northern white-cheeked gibbon), 3610 nucleotides. RefSeq names its product zinc finger protein 805 (gene ZNF805). The record is from RefSeq and is a predicted model, not a curated record. NCBI's taxonomy places the organism in Eukaryota, Metazoa, Chordata, Mammalia, Primates, Hylobatidae. Gene Ontology annotation, biological process: negative regulation of transcription by RNA polymerase II; regulation of cytokine production; regulation of immune system process.
UGAGCAGGUAGGAGGCUGACAGCGACCUCCGCGUCUCGGAGCGAACGGUGAGCCUCCCUGUAACGGGAGAGUUCGACUGUCAGCCAAGGUCACCGGGCCCGACUCAGGGAAGGGGUGGGGCUCGGCUGAGCCCGCGAGACCCGCCCUGCUCGCGGCAGCCCCCGCCCCGCUAGGGCCUCAGGGUCCCGGUAUGGCGAUGGCUUUGACGGACCCGGUGCAGGUGUCUGUGACCUUUGAUGAUGUGGCUGUGACUUUCACCCAGGAGGAGUGGGGCCAGCUGGACCUAGCUCAGCGGACCCUGUACCAGGAGGUGAUGCUGGAAAACUGUGGGCUCCUGGUAUCUCUGGGGUGUCCUGUUCCCAGACCUGAGCUGAUCUACCACCUAGAGCAUGGGCAGGAGCCAUGGACCAGGAAAGAAGACCUCUCCCAAGGCACCUGUCCAGGUGACAAAGGAAAACCCAAGAGCACAGAACCUACCACCUGUGAGCUAGCCUUGUCUGAAGGAAUCUCUUUUUGGGGACAACUAACACAAGGAGCUUCAGGGGACUCCCAGUUGGGGCAAUCCAAGGAUCAGGAUGGGUUUUCAGAAAUGCAGGGAGAACGCUUGAGACCAGGGUUAGAUUCCCAAAAGGAGAAGCUUCCUGGAAAAAUGAGCCCCAGGCAUGAUGGUUUAGGGACAGCUGAUAGUGUGUGUUCAAGGAUUAUACAGGAUCAAGUCUCCUUAGGAGAUGAUGUCCAUGACUGUGACUCACAUGGAUCAGGUAAAAAUCCAAUUAUUCAGGAAGAGGAAAAUAUCUUUAAAUGCAAUGAGUGUGAAAAAGUGUUUAACAAGAAACGCCUGCUUGCUCGGCAUGAGAGGAUUCACUCUGGAGUGAAGCCCUAUGAAUGCACAGAGUGUGGAAAAACCUUUAGCAAGAGUACAUACCUCCUGCAGCACCACAUGGUCCACACUGGGGAGAAGCCCUAUAAGUGCAUGGAGUGUGGGAAGGCUUUUAAUCGCAAGUCACACCUUACACAGCACCAGCGGAUUCACAGUGGAGAGAAACCUUAUAAGUGCAGUGAAUGUGGAAAGGCCUUCACCCACCGCUCCACUUUUGUCUUGCAUAACAGGAGCCACACUGGAGAAAAACCCUUUGUGUGCAAAGAGUGUGGCAAAGCCUUUCGAGAUAGGCCAGGUUUCAUUCGACACUACAUUAUCCACAGUGGUGAGAAUCCCUACGAGUGCUUCGAAUGUGGCAAGGUCUUCAAACACAGGUCAUACCUCAUGUGGCACCAGCAGACUCAUACCGGGGAGAAGCCCUAUGAGUGCAGUGAAUGUGGGAAGGCCUUCUGUGAGAGCGCAGCCCUGAUUCACCACUAUGUCAUCCACACUGGGGAGAAGCCCUUUGAGUGCCUCGAGUGUGGGAAGGCUUUCAACCACCGAUCCUACCUCAAGAGGCACCAGCGGAUUCACACUGGGGAGAAGCCUUAUGUGUGCAGUGAAUGUGGAAAGGCCUUCACCCACUGCUCUACUUUCAUCUUGCAUAAAAGGGCCCACACUGGAGAAAAGCCUUUCGAGUGCAAAGAGUGUGGGAAAGCCUUUAGCAAUAGGGCAGACCUCAUUCGCCACUUCAGCAUCCACACUGGAGAGAAGCCCUAUGAGUGCAUGGAGUGUGGAAAGGCCUUCAACCGCAGGUCAGGCCUCACGAGGCACCAGCGGAUUCAUAGUGGAGAGAAGCCCUAUGAAUGCAUCGAGUGUGGGAAAACAUUUUGCUGGAGCACAAACCUCAUUCGACACUCUAUCAUCCACACUGGAGAGAAGCCGUAUGAGUGCAGUGAAUGUGGAAAGGCCUUCAGUCGCAGCUCUUCCCUCACUCAGCAUCAAAGGAUGCAUACUGGGAGAAAUCCCAUCAGUGUAACAGAUGUGGGAAGACCUUUUACAAGUGGGCAGACCUCAGUCAACAUCCAAGAACUUUUAUUGGGGAAAAACUUUUUGAAUGUCACCACUGAGGAAAAUCUUUUGCAAGAGGAAGCAUCUUACAUGGCAUCUGAUCGUACAUACCAAAGAGAAACCCCACAAGUGUCUUCACUGUGAGAAAACCUUCUGUUGCUGAAUGUCAUUUGUCACCUAAGGAGUCAUAUUAGAAAAUCACACAGCUUAGAGCCUUAUUCUCUGUCUGAAUUCAUCCUGGAAAAACACCCAGUGGUUACUGUGCACUUAGGAAAACCUUUAGCUCCAUCUUUCUCAUUAGUUUACAGUGCAGUGUUAUCUCAGGAAUUUUUAUAAACAGAAAGAGGUGACAUAGAAAAGAAAAUGAAAUGCAGACACUUCUUUUAUACCAUUGUCUUGUAUGUACAUUUCUGUCCUGUGUCAGGAAAGUUCGUAAGGGAAGGUAUGGAAACUUACUGAAUGUCUUUGUUCUACAACAUUGUCUCUUUUUAAGAAGCAUUGUUUUUAUGAGAAAUAUGAAGGCUUUGAGUUAUGAAAUACUUUUAUAUUUAAGGAUUAAAGGAAACAUGAAUGCGCACAUUUUAUUGUACCACUUAAUACUGUUUAGGUCUUUGAUUUAAAAAAAAAAAAUCCUCUUUUAAUGGGUUUUAAACACUAACACUGAGAAUUUUUCUUGAUUCCCAUCUGUUGGUUUACUUGAUUGCUAUAGCUGUAUGAUAAAUCUCAAAAUUAGGUAAUGUGACUUCUUUUUUCUUACUAUUUUUAUUUAAAAUUCAUUUAGCAUUCCUAGUUUGACUUUCCAUAUACACUUUAGGAUUGGUUUUUCUGUUUUUCAAAUAUUCUUGCUUGGAUUUUGAUAGAAAUGGAGUUAAAUCUGUAGAUCAAUAUGUUGAAAAUUGGCAUCUUAGUCUUCCAAUUCAUGAACAUAGCCUAUCUUUUCAUUUAUUUAAAUUUUCUUUGAUAUAUUUCAUUACUGUUUUAUAGUUUACACAGUAUAACUCCUGCACAUUUAAAAUAAGAUUUAUAGCUUCAUAGUUUUUUGAGUGAUUGUAAAUGGCAUUGAUAUUUAAAGUUUCAAUUUUCACAUGAUGUUGGCUAGUAUACAGAAACAUUAUUUUUUCAAUCUUAUUUUGCUGUCUUGCAACCUUCCUAAACUCAUUAUUUCUUGCCAUUUCUUUUGGGAGAAUCCUUAGGAUUUUAAAUAUAGAAAUGUCAUUUGCAAUUUGGGACAGUUUUAUUUCUUGCUUCCCAUCUGUAUACCUUUUAUUUGCUUUUCUCAUGUUAUUGUACUAGGUAGGAUUUCCGGUGUGAUAUUGAAUACAAAUAGUGACAAGUUAUCCAUGCCUUGUUCCUGAUGUUAGGCGAAAAUGUUCAGUUUCUCAUUAUUAUGAUGUUGAAAGUUUCUUCCAAAGAGUUUCUCUAUCGAGUUUAGAAAGUUUCCCUCUAUUCCUAAUUUGCUGGGAUUUUUUUGGUUAUUAUUAAUAAGUGUUGAAUUUUGUCAUAUGCUUUUUCUCCACCAAUUAAUUUAAUUAUGUGAUGUUACUUCUAUAGUCAGUUAAUAUGAUGUGUUACCUUGACUGAGUUUCAAGUAUUGAACCAGCCUCACAUCCUUGUGAUAAGCCCUACUUGGUCAUGGAGUAUAAUUUUGUUUGUAUACUAUGCUACAGUAUUUCAUUUGCU